Messenger RNA from Closterium sp. NIES-65, 2103 nucleotides. NCBI's taxonomy places the organism in Eukaryota, Viridiplantae, Streptophyta, Zygnematophyceae, Desmidiales, Closteriaceae. The record is from the annotation of a GenBank genome assembly.
AUGUCGAUGAUGGCAUGGCAGGGCCUGGUGACCGGCGGCGUGGUGCUGCUGGUGCGCAAGGGGAAGAGCUCCCUGGUGUUGCGCUUUGACGAGGACCUGUUCUUCAUCUACCUGCUGCCUCCCAUCAUCUUCAACGCCGGGUUUCAGGUGAAGAAGAAGCAGUUCUUUCGCAACUUCGGAGCUAUCAUGGCCUAUGGCAUUGUGGGCGUCUUCAUCUCCUUUGGAGUCAUCUCAGCAGGGUGCAGGAGCCUCUUUGAUCUUCUGGGCCUUCCACCACAGCACAGCCGCGUGUACCUUGCGCUCGGCGUGAUCUUCUCUGCAACCGAUUCCGUCUGCACAUUACAAGUGUUGGACCAGGGCGAGGAGCCGCUGGUGUACAGCCUGGUGUUUGGCGAGGGCAAGCAUUGCACGCUCCAUCGGGUGUUGGACCAGGGCGAGCAGCCGCUGGUGUACAGCCUGGUGUUUGGCGAGGGCAAGGUGUUGGACCAGGGCGAGCAGCCGCUGGUGUACAGCCUGGUGUUUGGCGAGGGCAAGGUGUUGGACCAGGGCGAGCAGCCGCUGGUGUACAGCCCGGUGUUUGGCGAGGGCAAGGUGUUGGACCAGGGCGAGCAGCCGCUGGUGUACAGCCUGGUGUUUGGCGAGGGCAAGGUGUUGGACCAGGGCGAGCAGCCGCUGGUGUACAGCCUGGUGUUUGGCGAGGGCGUGGUGAACGACGCCACGUCCAUUGUGCUCUUCCGCGCCGUGCAGAAGCUGCAGCACGAUGCACUCGACCUGCCUGCUGUCGCCGGCAUCGCCUCUGACUUCCUCUACCUCUUCACCGCCUCCACUGCCCUCGGCAUUGCUUUUGGAUUGGCAUCAGCGUUCAUAAUCAGGAAGCUCUAUUUCGUCGGGCAUGCGACGGACAGGGAGGUGGCGCUGAUGGCGCUGAUGGCGUACCUGUCGUACGUGCUGUCAGAGGUGCUGGAGCUCAGCGGCAUCCUCUCCGUCUUCUUUGCCGGCAUUGUCAUGAGUCACUACACAUGGCACAACGUCACUGAGAGCUCCCGAGUUACCACCAAGCAUGCGUUUGCAACCAUGUCGUUCAUAGCGGAGACGUUCAUCUUCAUCUACGUGGGCAUGGACGCACUCGACGUGGACAAGUGGAACUCCGUCAACCACAGGAAUGCAGGCGUGCUGUUUGGCAUCCUUCUCUCGCUCGUGCUGCUGGGGCGUGCUGCCUUUGUCUUCCCGCUCUCCUUCCUGCUCAACCUCCAGCGCAAGAACAGCCGAGUGCUGCUCCCCCAGCACCAGGUGGUCAUAUGGUGGGCGGGGCUCAUUCGUGGUGCUGUCUCCAUCGCACUCACCUACUCCGCAGUGUCCUUUUCCUCUCUGUCUUCUCUCCCCUUCCCUCCCAUUCCCUCGCCCGCCCUCCCCGUCCCCGUGCAGUUCCCGGACUAUGCAGACCCAGUGGUAGCAACCACAAUAGCUGCCACGAUUGCUCUCGUGCUCUUCUCCACAGUUGUGAGUGCAUCUCCUAUUGUCACCUCCAUCUCUCUCUCCCACUUACACCUACCAUAUCAGUUCUCAGAAGGUCCCUUCAAAAUCUUCCAGUGGAUGCUCAGUAUUGGCACCUUCAGGAUGCUCCAGGAAAGUACUUUGUCCACUCUUCUCCCAACGGCUCUUGUCUCCCCCUCACUCUGUCUUCCAUUGAUGUAUAGUCCCUCCAACCUCUCCCACCUCGCACCGCCCACAGGGUUGCGAGUGAGUCUUACUGAUAGGUUGCUGGCAGAGGGUGGGGAGGUGAGGGGUGUGGAGGAGUAUGUAGAGGAGGAACGGAUGGUUUCGGGAGGUUUGCUAGGGGAUGUUCUGCGGUUUGGAGGGGAGUGGGAAGCACAGGGGGAUGAUGCUCGGAGGUCCAGCAGUGGGUGGUGGAGCAUAUCAGAAGAAGGGGGGGAGAAGGAGUCUGCAGGGGAGCAGGGCGGGCGGAAGGAGGAGGAAGGGGAUGCGAUUGAAGGGGAGGACUUGGCAGAUUGUGAUUCAGCCUGGCCUGCCCGCCUGCAAUCACCUCGGCCCCAUGCGUCCCCUCCUUUCCACUCACGGCCAUCCCCGGAUCGUGGAACAUGA